ACCCUGUUACAUCCAUUACAUCCAAUCCUACCCUCGACCAAAACAGAGUUGCAUGAUAAUUCGAGAGGUGGCCUGCCACACCGCCCCCACAGUUUCUCUCGUGGCUAUCUGCGCUUUCGCAGAGCCUCUCACGAUACUCGAAAUAUUCGAAUCAACAACGACUCGGGAAUUUUAACCCCGAGUCGAGCUGUUCGAUUUAUCGGUACGUGGGAAUAGGCUCGCGCAUCUGUUGCGUUGGACGUAUAUACAACAAUGUAUUCGUCAAUGCCCUCUAACUCAUACGACAAGGAGCAACGGCCGAGAGCUACGACUAGUGCCCGUUCUCAUACCCCCGAGACUGGCUACUCUUCAACAGCUCUCGCUCCUAACAUGCCACCCAACCAACGCUCCCACAGCAUUGGCGAUAUUUUCGGACCGGCGAUGGACGGACCACCUUCACCUGAGCGCAUCCGGGUGUUCAGCAAUCAUAUCAAGCGCAACUCGAAUACUGACAAGCACCGAAGUGAACUAACGAUGUCGUCGGGGUCGUCCUCGCGUCUCUCAGCAGCGUCGGAUAGGCAAUCGUGGAAUCAGAGCCGGGAGAGUCUUGGUUUGUCGAGGAAUCCAUCUCAGCGAUCUUCGUCUGCAGGUACACCAUCGCACGAACGACCUGAUAGCUUGCAGUUCUUUGGAAAGGGGAUCUUUCGUAAAGGAGGUAAACUUCGCAGAGGAAGUAGUGACCAAGGUGGCUCCACCACUUCGUUGGAUGCAGUCGAAGCAUCGAAUGAGUCUAAGGAACAGCACUUCAUCCAGUCCGUGUUCACGCGACGGAGAGCACUAAGAGGAGAACCCAGCGCGUCGACCCAGAAGAAGCUACAGAUCUCGGGGCCUUAUAACUUCCAACAUCUCACACAUACGCAUAAGGAUAGCCUCCCUGACCUAAGUCAAACGAACCGCCUAGAACUCGUAUCAGAAUUCUCAGCCAUGCAAGGACGACGACACACCGAGGCGUUUCUCGAGGGCAUCCCGAACGGGGAGUCACGAUACCCAAGCUACUCCUCUGAGACCUUCUAUCAUCAGGAAGACCCAUCAGUAGGGCUGAAUGCCGAUGGAGCACACUUACGAGCAUCACAACCGCCUCCGCUGCCGCCGAUACGAUUAACGAAGCGUUCUCAAUCGCAGGAUAAGAACCGUAUUCCACCGCCUCGCCCACCCAGGUCUCCAUUAGGAGAGAGUAGUAUGAUGCCUCUAGGACAACCAGUACAACUACCACCACAACAGGUACAUCUCCCUCCAAGGACGUCUAGUCGAACCUCGGCACGACACGAUAGGUUUGGUUCAUUGUCUGGGCCGUCUAUGGACCACCCGGGAACAAGCGUCAGCUUCCGAAACCCGCAACCGUUUGCUCCCAGCUCGCCAUCAAGGGCGCAAACCCCGCAUGUGCCACUCGUCUCACCUGUACUAGAAUCAGAAUAUGAAGAACCUUCGCCCAUGUCCAAGGCGCCUCAUGCUAUUACCACAUCGGAUGACGUCGCGUGGCCCUUGAGCAAUAGUAUAAGUUCCUUACCCGAUGUCCCAGAGGAGGAAGAGCACCAUGCAUCAUCUCGACCGUCCCGAUCCCGGAUGAGCGUCGCGAGCAACCACUCUUCUCUUAGGGGCAGUGUAUCGGUCCCACUACUUCGCCAGUUCUCCAUGAAGCGAACGACUAGCAAUGCCUCAGAUACCCUGGGCAAAUUUGAUUUUAGCUCGCAGCGCACAACACACGUCAACGUUCGUGAACAGUCGAUUGACGGUCUGGGUGGCGAUAGCUGGGAAGAUGACAUCGAUUAUUGUUACGAGCACGAAGCUGAGGCGAACUGUGACUACGCUUGGGAACGACCAUCAUGUGAUAUAGGAUAUUCACAAGAAGUACGAGGUCGGUCGUUGAGAGACCAAACCGAAACUGUCAUCACUUUUAAUCGUCUUUCGGAUGGGUUCCUGUCUCCUGGAGAUGUCCCCGUCUUGAGUCCAGCCAGCCAGAUAUCUAGCAUGACAGCUCAAGAAGCCUUGACACCGAAUCUAGCCCUUCCAGUAGCUUCCAACUUCUCGCUCCCACGACGAGAGAGUUCAGCACAACUCCUUCGCGAUAGCUCGCGUGCUCAGUCCCCCGAGCGUAACUUCAAGGAGGCUCAGGCUUUUGCCCUGUCGCCUUCGCUUCUUAUCCCGGACGAUUAUCACCAGCAGAUGCUUCGGUACGAGAGGGAAGAACUGGACGAUGAUAGCGAUGAUGAUGAAUUACUCAUUCAAGGAAAUACCCUUGACGAGCCUAUUAUCAAAUUCGGCAAGAACCUUAAGCCGUCGAACGUUCGUUCAAGCGCUUCGACCACCGACUCUAGGUAUUCGGAACACUCCAUGACUUCCAGCCGCCACAAGUCGACGACAUCGACCUCUACUGCCUUUACUCGAUGGACCGGUAGCAGCAUGUCUAGCUGGCAGCAAGGCCGCGACUCGACGCAGCAUAUCCUAUCAAAGCCCGUCAGCGAAACCGGGCCCGUCGUCAUCGUCUCGCCUACGCAGGCGACGAUGCCGAUGACGCCCAUGUCAGCUCCUAAAUUCGACGAGGAAAUCUCCCCGAAGCACGAGCCUAACCGCGACCGCGAGAAGCACGGAAGAACACAGUCGCACGCCGGCCUGCUCAUGAGGACGACCUAUGACGCCCCGCCCGCCGCGGAGCCGAAGCCAGCUGCAAAGGAACCGCCCAAGACCCGUAGGCGCGCCAGGACUACGAGCCGGAGCCACGCCGCCCCGCUCGCCCUCUUCCCAACUGUCACUCCUCUUCCCGGCGGCCGUAUCUGAUGGGCUAACAGGUAGCCAGCCACCUGGUGUCUAUCAGUUAUAUCUGUUUAUAUACCUAAUUUAUUGUACUCGAACCCACGCAUACCUACGAAACGCAACACUCUUUACGCCAUCUUCUUACUUGUAACCCAACACCGUCGGAUCAUCCGCCUCGGACAAAAGCUUUUCUUUGACUAUUGGUUUCGG
This is a messenger RNA of Daldinia vernicosa, 3000 nucleotides long. RefSeq lists its product as uncharacterized. The transcript has 2 exons. The record is from RefSeq and is a predicted model, not a curated record. Bases 253 to 2814 code for a protein of 853 amino acids. Lineage: Eukaryota; Fungi; Ascomycota; Sordariomycetes; Xylariales; Hypoxylaceae.